GCGACAGUUUUAGUUAUUUUUGCGGGAUGUUAGAUGGACUAGCUUUUUUACCAUUACACAAAAUUUAUGAAGGUAUGAACUAUUUAAAAACUGUUGUUUCACCAGAAGCUAAUGAGUUACUGGAGUACUUUGAUUGUACAUACGUCACGGGUACGUACAAAAAAGUUGGUUCGGAAGAAUGUAUAAAACUACGUGGAAUUAAAGCGUUGUAUCCACCAGAGAUAUGGAACGUGCACGAAUCGACAUUAAAUGAGGAACAUCAAACAAACAAUAUAUGUGAGAGCUGGAAUAAUAGAUUCAAACAUGUAGUGGGGCAUAACCAUCCUACGAUAUGGAAGCUAAUUGAUAAAAUGCGACAGGAAAUUAGUGUAGAUAUCGCAAAAAUUGAAUUGAAUGAUAUUGGGCGGCUAACAUAAAAAAAAAAACAAAAUACUUUAGAAUACCGUCUCCAGAUACUAUGUCGAAGAGCUGCUGCAAAUAACGAACCGGUUGAGCUGAUAUUAUAAAAUAUUUCGCAUUGCUUACGAAAAAAGAGUAGGGAGUAGUAACGGUAAAUUACAUAAUAUAUAAAAUAGUCAUAAUAAUUUAAUAUAAUACAAGUAAUUUUAAAAUAAUGAUAAUAAUUAAUGCAUAGUUAAUUAUUUUUUUUAUAUAUAUUUUAUUACCUU
Rhopalosiphum padi (bird cherry-oat aphid) is the source of this 668-nucleotide messenger RNA. RefSeq lists its product as uncharacterized. The record is from RefSeq and is a predicted model, not a curated record. The transcript has a single exon. The coding region runs from base 27 to 416 and encodes 129 amino acids. NCBI's taxonomy places the organism in Eukaryota, Metazoa, Arthropoda, Insecta, Hemiptera, Aphididae.